AUGCAUCACAUGGAACGCCUCAAAAAAUAUGGACGCAUAGAAAAAGAAUUGGCUCGUAAUUUGCUUGCUGAAUUUUAUGGCACCGCUCUUCUAAGAUUCAUUGGUACUGGUGUGAUGGCUCAGUUUGUACUCAGUCCCGGAACAUCAAGCUCUCCGAUACAAAUUAAUAUUGGUUGGGGACUGGCAAUCGCACUAUCAGUUUAUGUUGCAUGGGAAACUUCGGGUGGACAUGUGAAUCCGGCAGUAACAGCUGCUUUAUGCAUUCUCGGAAAGAUAUCUUUCACUCACAGUCUUCUAUAUUUCAUUGCACAAACACUUGGCGCCGCAUUUGGCACAGGAAUAAUGUAUUUAGUUUACAGUGAGGCAAUAAAUGCCUUUGAUGGAGGGGUCCGGGCAAUAAGUGGGCCAAAUGCGACGGGAAUAAUUUUUGCAUCAUUCCCACGGGCUUAUCUUUCAAAUACUGGCGCUUUUAUCGAUCAGAUGGCUGGCACUAGUCUAAUUGGCCUUUUUGUCGCAUUCUGCUGCGAACCCAAGAACCAAAUACCAAGAAAUUUAAUGCCAGCUCUCUUCGGUACAAUCGCAACAACAAUUUCAAUGUGUUGUGGCUUGAAUAUGGGUUCUCCGGUCAAUCCAGCUAGCGACUUUGGGGCACGGAUUUUUGCCUCUUUAAUUGGUUAUGGCACUCAACUUUUUACAUUCCAUAACUACUUUUUUCUCGUUCCACUAGUGGCGCCAAUUGUGGGUGCUAUAAUUGGCGUAUAUUUAUAUCAAUUCUUCAUCGGUUUUCAUAUUCCGAAACCGGCAGCAACAGUGGUAAAUGUCAACAAAGAUAAAUGUGAAAUGGAUCAAGAAAACGGAUUAAGGCAAGUGAAGGAAUGCUCUCAGUUAUGA
Brugia pahangi is the source of this 891-nucleotide messenger RNA. The record is from the annotation of a GenBank genome assembly. Lineage: Eukaryota; Metazoa; Nematoda; Chromadorea; Rhabditida; Onchocercidae.